UUCAGUACGAAACAGUCUAAUCAUCAACAAAUCAACAUGAGCGGACGCGGUAAAGCAGGAAAAGCUAAGGGAGGCAAAUCCAAGACCAGGUCGUCCCGUGCCGGACUCCAGUUCCCGGUCGGUCGUAUCCAUCGUCUGUUGAGAAAAGGAAACUACGCCGAACGUGUCGGAGCCGGAGCACCKGUAUACCUGGCCGCCGUCAUGGAAUACUUGGCAGCCGAAGUCUUAGAGUUGGCCGGUAACGCCGCCCGUGACAACAAGAARUCCCGUAUCAUCCCCAGACAUUUGCAAUUGGCCAUCAGAAACGACGAGGAGUUGAACAAAUUGUUGUCCGGUGUGACGAUCGCUCAAGGCGGUGUGUUGCCCAACAUUCAAGCCGUUCUCUUACCCAAAAAGACCGAGAAGAAAGCUUAGUUAGUUCCGCCGUUACUUGUAAAAAUGAUUAUGAUUUUAAUAAAAAGUCCCUUUUCAGGGCCACCAACA
Messenger RNA from Diuraphis noxia (Russian wheat aphid), 483 nucleotides. RefSeq names its product histone H2A. Gene Ontology annotation, cellular component: nucleosome. NCBI's taxonomy places the organism in Eukaryota, Metazoa, Arthropoda, Insecta, Hemiptera, Aphididae. Gene Ontology annotation, molecular function: structural constituent of chromatin; protein heterodimerization activity; DNA binding. The record is from RefSeq and is a predicted model, not a curated record.